GCUUUUCACUAUGGUGUUUCAGGCAUUCAUAAAAGCGUGGGAAGAUGCGUGCGCACAUAGUGGAAGAAAUCAAAUUUACAUACCAAGAAAAAAGUUCUAUAUGAGUGCUGUCAUGUUCAAGGGACCAUGCAAAGGUAAAACUAUGUUCUUCAACAAUGGAUUAUUACUGGCUCCUCUACAUCCCAAGCAUAUCAAACAAGACGCUUGGAUAAAUUUCCAAUACGUCGACAAUCUCGUAGUCACCGGCCACGGAACUAUCGACGGCCAAGGAAGUCGUUCUUGGUCCUCCACUAACUUCGACAUGAAUCGUAGACUACCAGCGAACAUGGCAUUCGAUUUCGUGAGAAAAUCAAGAAUCAAUGGACUAAUAUCACUCAACAGCAAAUCGGAACACUUGAACUUCUUCUGCGUAGAUCAUUUCAACAUCUCUCACGUCAACGUAACGGCUCCUAGAAACAGCCCCAACACUGACGGAAUCAAGAUUGGUAUGUCCAGCAACGUUAAGAUUCGGGACAGUCACAUUGGUUCCGGAGACGAUUGUAUCGCAAUCCUCUCGGGAAACACUAACUUCGAUAUCCAUAACAUCACUUGUGGUCCUGGACAUGGGAUCAGUGUCGGAAGCUUGGGAAAGCACAAAGAAGAAAAGAAUGUGGAGGAUAUUACGGUUAGGGACACGGUUUUCAACGGGACAAGCGACGGUAUAAGGUUCAAGACAUGGGAAUGUUCGGUUGCUGAGAUCACAGUUUCGGGAUUCUUGUACGAGAAUAUCAAGAUGGUUGAUGUCCGACAUCCUAUCAACAUUGAUCAGAAGUAUUGUCCUUACCCACCCUGCCCGAAAUUAGUAAGCUUCUAACGCAAGAAACAGUCUUAUCUUUCUUACUUUUUUCAAUUUUUUUAAUCAGAUUAGAUCAUGACAGGGGGAUUCUCAUGUUCAGAUAAGAAACGUGACGUUCAAGAAUAUUUGGGGAACGUCGAGGAACAAAGUGGCUGUAAAUCUG
This is a messenger RNA of Brassica napus (rape), 998 nucleotides long. RefSeq names its product exopolygalacturonase. Bases 11 to 853 code for a protein of 280 amino acids. Gene Ontology annotation, molecular function: polygalacturonase activity. Lineage: Eukaryota; Viridiplantae; Streptophyta; Magnoliopsida; Brassicales; Brassicaceae. The transcript is spliced from 2 exons. Gene Ontology annotation, biological process: carbohydrate metabolic process. The record is from RefSeq and is a predicted model, not a curated record.